Conger conger (European conger) is the source of this 961-nucleotide messenger RNA. It is a transcript of the gene smim19, whose product is annotated as small integral membrane protein 19. The coding region runs from base 11 to 424 and encodes 137 amino acids. Lineage: Eukaryota; Metazoa; Chordata; Actinopteri; Anguilliformes; Congridae. The transcript has 3 exons. The record is from RefSeq and is a predicted model, not a curated record.
UAAAUAGGAAAUGACGUUAGAUUCUGUUUACAUAUAUACCGGAGACGAAAUCAUAUUUUUGAGAUAUAAUUCUGGUUUAAGAUCAUUCAUAAACAUGGGUGGCUAUGGUGUAAUGGCCGACGAGGAAACUAUUGAUUAUUCCGUGCACGAAGCAUGGAAUGAAGCGACGAACGUGUACCUUCUCGUAAUCUUGGUCAGCUUUGGUUUGCUGAUGUACGCUAGAAAGAAUAAGAGGAAGAUAAUGCGUAUUUUCACACUGCCUCCCUCUGUGGGUUCAUCACCGGAACCAAACUUCUAUGACAGUCUGCAGAAAGUGCGGUUACGCCAGCAAUUGGAAAUGUACAGUAUCGCGAGGAAAUUCGACCAACAGCAACAGCAGCAGCAGCAGGGUAAGCCAGACAGCGUGCAGCUAACCAUGGAGUGAACCGAAGCGACAUUUCUGAAGACAUCCAUCAUUCCCUUUUUAUAUUAGGCCAUUUCAUUCGUACGACCCUCAUUAGCUAGUUAUACGUUUUUGAUUAUAUUAUGCAUCGUGAACUAGGGUACCUAGUUUUCUUGAAUGAAACAUGUGCCGCACAGUUAAUGGCUUAUCCAUCUCUUUUUCACUGGAACACAUUGAUAAUGUUCUGGCGUUUGGAAAAUGACAUGCCUGAAGCAAGACUGUUUGUAGUGACGCCACCUUUAAGGACAUUUUAUAUGUCUAAUGAUAAAUUGCCCUUGCGGAAAGGCGACAUUCUUUAUUAGAAAAAAUGUUGUAACAAUGAGAAAUGAUUGCACUGUAUACAUGGACAAUAUCGGAGUUGCCAAGGUUACAGAGUCUCCAGGUCCAGCAUGGAAGCUGCUUUCCUCCUCUGUGACGUCAUUAUGCUGAGCUGGAAAAUGGGGAGAGGAAGGAAAUGAUUUUGGGUGAACCGUUUACACCUGUGUAAAUAUGUUUAAUAAAGCUCUCCAUACACAAAAA